CUCAAGUCGGUUUAAUUCUUCUGUCUGUCAUCAUGAAGGUCCUUGCUGCCCUCGCGCUGAGCGCCCUGGCCAUGGCCAAACCAACUCCUCCCAUGCUGGGCAUGUCUUUGGUCCAGACUGGCCCCCAGGAGACUCGCUGGGUCACCGCCAAAGAGAAGCAUGACAUGGUCAUGGUGAGUCUUGCUACAUUGCUUACAUAUAUGUAUAUUCUAACUAUAAUGUAGAACCACGUUGGCUUCUUUGACAUCACCAACCGACCAGAGACCGCCAGCAUUGCCUCCAAGCCCAAGAGCUAUGCUUUCCCUGGCAAUGUCAGCCACCAGGCCGAGGUCAAGCCUCUGAUCGAGAAGAUCUCUGCCGACCACAUCAAGGCCAACCUCGAGAAGUUCUCCAGCUACCCCAACCGCUACUACAACGCCCAGUCUGGCGUUGAGUCCGCCCAAUGGGUCAUGGAACAGGCCCAGAUGAUCGUUGGCAACAUCCAGGGCGCCAAGGUCGAGAUGGUCAAGCACGACUGGAUGCAGCCCAGCAUCCGUGCCAUCAUCCCCGGCAAGUCCGAGAAGAUCGUCGCUGUCGGUGCUCACCAGGACAGCAUCAACGGCAACAACCCCCAGGGCAAGGCCCCAGGUGCCGACGACAACGGCUCCGGCUCCAUGACCAUCCUCGAGGCUCUGAUGGUCCUUGUCUCUGACCAGAAGAUUGCUGGCGGCGAGGCUGCCAACACCCUUGAGUUCCACUGGUACGCCGGUGAGGAGGAGGGUCUGCUCGGCUCUCAGGACAUCUUCCAGCAGUACAGCCAGGAGGGCAAGGAGGUCGUUGCCAUGCUUAACCAGGACAUGACUGGCUACGGCGAGACCAUGGGCGUCAUCACCGACAACUCCGACCCCAAGCUCACCAAGUUCACCAAGAUGAUCCUCGACACUGUAUGUUUAUCCAUCUUGAUUUUUAUGGUAUAAUGCUAACGAUGGUAUUCUAGUACACCUCUGCCAAGUACGCUGACUCCGAGUGCGGCUACGCCUGCUCUGACCACGCCUCUGCCAACAAGGCCGGAUUCCCAUCUGCCUUCGUCUACGAGGCUGUUGUCGGCCAGGACAACCC
Trichophyton rubrum CBS 118892 is the source of this 1098-nucleotide messenger RNA. RefSeq lists its product as uncharacterized. Gene Ontology annotation, biological process: proteolysis. NCBI's taxonomy places the organism in Eukaryota, Fungi, Ascomycota, Eurotiomycetes, Onygenales, Arthrodermataceae. The transcript has a single exon. The record is from RefSeq and is a predicted model, not a curated record. Bases 450 to 956 code for a protein of 168 amino acids. Gene Ontology annotation, molecular function: metalloexopeptidase activity.